Paramormyrops kingsleyae is the source of this 1655-nucleotide messenger RNA. RefSeq lists its product as uncharacterized. Gene Ontology annotation, biological process: positive regulation of DNA-templated transcription; protein ubiquitination; ubiquitin-dependent protein catabolic process. Gene Ontology annotation, molecular function: ubiquitin protein ligase activity; zinc ion binding. NCBI's taxonomy places the organism in Eukaryota, Metazoa, Chordata, Actinopteri, Osteoglossiformes, Mormyridae. The record is from RefSeq and is a predicted model, not a curated record. Gene Ontology annotation, cellular component: nucleus.
GCUGAGGAAGCAGGAAGCGUCUGGCUGUAAGUUUUCUUAGACACUGAAUGAAUGUUAUGGUGGGCCUUUAAUAGUCAUUUAAGUGACGUUUAUGGGGCAAAGAUGAGUCUCAGAUUGGAGGACUGGGCCUAUAGUUUUUUUGAGGCUGAGGAACCUACGGAAAUGAACCAGGCUCGUCUACUGAACGACAGUGACCUACUCUUUCUCAGCUCCAGUGAUGACUUUCAGUCACCAACCACAGUCAUCCCUGAGACACCCAGAUCUGGACGUGGGGCAGAUACACCAGAGGAUCUCAUACAGGGUGCAGGGGAUCCCUCCGAACGGAGCGUGACGCCGUCAUACCGAUGGGCCAAGCGCCGGAGGUUGUCCUUCAUGGCAGCAGAUUCACAAGCUGACUCAGAUGAUGGAUCUACUGCGGGUUCAGCUGGGGGUGGCUGUGGGAGGGGAGUUGCUCCCUUAAGCACAGCACAUGGAUUUGCUACCUCAUCUCUGGUUGCCCCAAGCACCCCGGUGUCCCGUAAAUGUAGGAUUGCGCCCCCAUCAUCCUCCGUAGUGGCUUGUGCGUCUCUUGGUUACUCAGCCAAUCAGAGAGCUGAUGUCGAUGGUGAGAAACAGCCCUCUGACUUCGCCCCCAACAUGAAGUGCAGAUCAAUGAGGUGCAACAAAGGCUCUGAGCAGCACCCCAGUGCAGCCACACGGCCCAGGUCCAGGGCCUCCAAGCGGACCUCGAGUACCAUCGUGUCCCACUCACCGGGCCCCUCCAGCUCAGUGUGCGAACUGAGACAGCCCAGGAUCCCAGCGGACGAUCGGGCUUCUUGUUCGAAGCAGCCGGCCAGAACAUCAGGAGAACAGGAAGAGAUUGUCAUCAGUGACGACGAGGAUGUCAUUUUCCAGGCCAUGGUGCGUUCAGCCCAAGAGGAAGUGGAUGAGGCUUUUGCCCGAAGGCUCCAGGCACAGUUUGAUGAAGAGGAACAAGAGCUGGCCUCCUUCCGUUCGUCCCGCAACCUGUAUGACAGGCCUGGUCAGAUAGCCUGGAUACCUUCUCCUCUGUCCUCAUUUGUGAACUCCUAUCCAGGACUAUCUGAGUUUCUGGAAUUGGCAGAAGCAGCGAGACCUGCUAGACGUGGGCAUAGAUUCCGGGGCUCCCAUGGGUCCCGCCAGAGGCAUCCGGACCUAUUUGAUGACAGCCGGGGAGACAACUAUGAGGCUCUUCUGGCUUUUGAGGAGAGCCAGGGUGCUGUUAUUGCCAAGAAGACCAUGAGCACCAUAGAGAUCCAGAGGCUGCCCAUAAAAACAUUUGAACCAGCCUACAGUGCGGGGAAGAUCACGUGCCAGAUUUGUUUCUCAGAAUAUGCGGAAGGAGAAAAAUUACGGACUCUUCCCUGUCUCCAUGACUACCAUGUACAAUGCAUCGAUCGGUGGUUAAAGGAAAAUGCCACUUGUCCUGUAUGCCGAGUGGAUGUGUCAGAACUUGGUAGCUAAGGAUCCCACAUAACAGGAAAGCCAGUGCCUACCUCACUAACAGGAUUAUUUAACUACAUUUGAGGGAAGUGACUGACCUCAACAAGCCACACAGAAAUCAACUUUAAUCAUCCUGGAAAACAAAACUGGAAAGCAAAGAACUCUGAAGCUUUCUUUACCUUGAACCUUUUUAU